AUGCCUUGUCCAUCUCUAUCACCACUCUUCUUCUUCUUCCUCCUCCUCCUCCCCUCUGUACUCUCCCUCCCAUUCUUCCCCUCCGACAACCUCACCCUCUACGGUGAUGCCUUCUUCUCCCACAACGCCAUCACUCUCACCACCCACCAACCCACCUGCUCCUCCUCCUCCAUUGGCAGAGCCUUCUUCAUCUACCCCCUCCGUUUUCUUGACCCCCAAACCAACUCCACCGCCUCCUUCUCCUCCCGCUUCUCCUUCUCCGUCCUCUCCUCCCCCUCCUGUCCCUCCGGUGACGGCCUCGCCUUCCUCAUCACCUCCUCCACCCACUUCCCCGCCCUAUCCAUGGGCCUCCCCCAACCCUCCCCCUCCUCCUCCUUCUUCGCCGUUGAAUUCGACACCACCUUCGACCCCUCCCUCGGCGACAUCAACGACAAUCACGUAGGUAUUGACCUCAACAGUGCCUCCUCGUUCGCCUCCGUCGAUGCCUUGUCCCGCGGCAUUGACCUCAAGAGCGGGACAAUCAUCACUGCAUGGGUGGAGUAUCGCCAUGCAAUCAAGAUGGUACGUGUUUGGCUGGCUUAUUCCUCCACCAGACCUCCAAUUCCUAUUCUUGCUUCCCAAGUAGACCUUUCCGAGAGACUUAAAGACUUCAUGCACGUCGGUUUUACCGCCUCCAAUGGGGAGGGGUCAAGUGAUUACCUUGUUCAUCAUUGGCAGUUCAAGAUUUUCGGCUAUGAGUCUCGCUCCAUGGACGUGGUCGAUGAAGGUGACUGUUUCUUGUGUUACGAAGGAGAUUCUAAGAAUUUUGGUUCAGGCUCGAGCAUGGGGAAAAACGAGAAGAGGAAAAAGAUUGGGGAGAUGGCUCUUGGGUUGGGAGGGUUGACGGCGUUUGUGCUGUCGGUUUUGGCGGCGAUGGUUGUGGUAUGUGUUUUCUUGAGAAGGAAGAAACGUGGUGUUAAGAAUAUGGAGCAAGGGCGACGUUCUAGGCUGCAGACGAGUAAAGUUCCAACUAGGUUGUCACUUUCAGAGAUUAAGUCUGCCACAAUGGGGUUCAAUCGUGAGAGGCUUGUUGGGGAGGGUGCUUCUGCCAAGGUUUAUAAAGGGUAUCUUCCCUUUGGAGGGGAUGUGGCAGUGAAGAGAUUUGAGAGGGAAAAUGACGUGGAUUGUUUACAUAACCCUUUUGCGACUGAAUUUGCCACCAUGGUGGGUUACUUGCGCCACAAGAAUUUGGUUCAGCUUAAGGGGUGGUGCUGUGAGGGGAAUGAGCUGGUCCUGGUUUAUGAGUUUCUUCCCAAUGGGAGCCUCAAUAAGGUUCUGCAUAGGAACUUCAAUUCUUCUAUUGUUCUUUCGUGGAGACAAAGGCAGAAUAUUGUUCUUGGGGUUGCUUCUGCUCUCACCUACCUUCAUGAGGAGUGUGAGAGGCAGAUCAUUCAUAGGGAUGUGAAGUCCUGCAAUAUAAUGCUUGAUGCGGAUUUCAAUGCCAAGCUUGGGGAUUUCGGGCUUGCGGAAGUGUAUGAGCACAGUUCCAGCACGAGGGAUGCUACUAUACCAGCAGGGACAAUGGGCUAUCUUGCUCCUGAAUACGUUUAUUCUGGUGUUCCUACUGAGAAGACUGAUGUGUACAGCUUUGGGGUGGUGGUGUUGGAAGUGGCAACUGGAAGGAAGCCUGUGGAAGAUGAUGGCACCGUGGUUGUGGAUUAUGUGUGGAGCUUGUGGGAAAGGAGGAAACUCGUUGAGGCAGCUGAUCCAAGGUUGAUGGGGAAUUUUGAUGCACUAGAUAUGGAAAGGAUGCUACUGGUGGGCCUUCUUUGUGUGCACCCUGAUGAUGACAAGAGGCCAAGAGUAAGAGAAGCAGCCAGAAUUCUUAAGAAGGAAGCACCACUUCCUCUCUUGCCUCCAAGUAAACCAAGGGUGAGAAUUAGGCCUAUUUGUCCUGAUGGUACGUCUGAAACACAGUCUGUCGUUGGAGAUUGGCACAGCACAGAUGAAGCUCCUUAUUUGACCCCUAGAAGCCAGUUUUACUAG
Messenger RNA from Sphenostylis stenocarpa, 2025 nucleotides. NCBI's taxonomy places the organism in Eukaryota, Viridiplantae, Streptophyta, Magnoliopsida, Fabales, Fabaceae. The record is from the annotation of a GenBank genome assembly.